CCAAUAAAAAAUCGGUGUCAGUUGUAUAAAAUUUUUGCAAAGAAAUUAUUCGAUUAAUUGGGAUUGAUAAUCAUAAAUAUAUUCAUUUAGCGGCAACGAAAUAAGCAGAAAUAAAUAAAAGUACCACUUUUAAAAGAUUUGAACUCUGGAUGUGGCUGUGGCUAUUGGGGGAUAAAAGAAACGUCAAUAUUAUUCCAAAAUGAAGACUAUUAACCAAAGUCUUUCAAAACAUUUGUCCCAAAUAUUGUUGAGUGCGCUUCUUACAAAAUCAUAUAAAAUUCAAAAUAUACCACGGACCUUUGCCUCGGUAUGCAACAAUCGGAAAAAGCAAAAUCUUUUGAAAUAUCCUGCUCUCAAGUUGGAUGAAACAAUGCCGAAGUUUCUUAAAAGCAUUCAACCAUUGUUGUCGGAUAGCGAAUAUGAAGAAACUGAACAAGUGGCCCAAGAGUUUGUUUGUAACGAAGGGGCUCGUCUACAAGAGUUGCUAGAAAAAACGGCACAGUGCGAAGAAAAUUGGCUGGCUCACAGAUGGUUGAAAUUUGCCUAUUUGGCUAAUCGAAUGCCUGUAACAAUUUACUCAAGUCCAGGCAUGUCAUUUCCAAUAAUGAAAUUCAAAAAUCCGGACGAAUAUUAUGAUUACACAUCCAAACUCAUAAUGGGUUUGGUUAAAUUCAAACGACAAGUGGAUGAGAGUUUGAUACCAAUUGUAAAAAUGGGCAAACUGGAAUUGGAUAAUUCUCAAUUCGGUGCUGUAUAUGGCACCUGUCGCAUACCUCUAAAAGAUGAGGAUGAUAUUGAAUAUAAUCCCAACUCCCAGCAUGUGGUGAUUAUUUAUAAAAAUCAUUUUUACAAACUCCCAGUCUAUAAUAAACAAGAUCGCAUAAUUAAUGCAAAAGUAUUGGCAGAACAACUGAAACGUAUAGCUGAUACGGAAAAAUCGUAUGGCCUUCCAUUGGGGAUUUUGUCGACAGAUCAACGUGACAAUUGGGCCCAAUCAUAUCUGGAGUUAAGUAAAUGCGGAAACAAUUGUCAAAGCCUUAAAUGUAUACAUUCGGCAUUGUUUACGGUUUCCUUGGAUCAAUGUGUAGACUUCACGGACGCUGAUAAAUAUAAUAUUUUGUCUCAUCAACUAAUACAUGGUGGUGGAUCCAAGCAGAACUCAGCCAAUCGUUGGAUGGAUAAAACAAUUCAAGUUAUUGUCAAUCCAAAUGGCAUGAGUGGUUUCUGUUACGAACAUUCUCCAGCUGAGGGUCAGCCAAUUGCCUUAAUGACGGAAUAUUUGACAAAAAUUUUAACCAAACAAUCAGAAUUUGAAGAUGGCUCCAGUGAACAUUACGAUUGCGCCUCAAAAUUGGAGUUUGCAGAACCCACGGACUGUCUAAAAGAUAAAAUAAACAAGGCCAUGGAAAAUGUGGACAAAUUAAUUGAUAAUUUUCACGUGCAAGUCGCCCAUUAUCAAUGCUAUGGUAAAGAAUUUUUGAAACAACAAAAACUAAGUCCAGACAGUUUCAUACAAAUGGCCCUGCAAUAUGCUUUUUAUAAGCAUCACAAAUGUAUUGCAGCCCAAUACGAAUCCGCCCACUUGCGUAUAUACUAUGGUGGGCGCACAGAAACCAUACGCUCAUGUUCCAAUGAAUCCUUGGCAUUUGCCCGAUCCAUGUUGAAUCCCUCGGCCAAUGAUCAAAUUCGAGUUGAUCUCCUCAAAGAAGCUGUAAAUGGCCAUCGUCAAUACACCAAUAUGGCCUUGCAAGGUCGCGGUGUCGAUCGCCAUUUAUUGGGUCUAAAACUUAUGGCAUUGGAGAAUAAAUUACCACUGCCGAAAUUCUAUAGCUCACCGGGCUAUGUGAAAAGUUCUCACUUUCGAAUCUCCACAUCACAAGUUGCCACAAAAAAUUUAGCAUUUAUGAGUUAUGGACCAUCGACGGAUGAUGGUUAUGCCUGUUGUUACAAUCCACGUGAUAAUGACAUAUUUUUGGCGGUAAGUUCAUGGCGUUCGAAUAACGAAACAUGCUCGGAAAAAUAUGCAAAAUCCAUUGAGGAGGCCUUGACGAAAAUGCACGAUAUAUUAUUGAAAACCCAAAAUGAAAAAGGCAAAAAGGAAAUGAAGUGCAAAAAAUAAGAGGCAAUUUUCAGGAGAAUAUUUUGAAUAUUUUGCUCUACGUUUCGCACUUGAAAUAUAAUACGAAUUUUCUUUGUUUUAUCAUAAAAUAAUGGUCUCUAAUUUCCUUCCAAAUAUUUCAAUAUCCAUUUAUGUUGGGUUUUAUUACCCCUAUUUCUUAUUUAAUAAGUUUUUUUAUUUAAAGAAGCAUUGGCAUUUGAUAAUUAUUUUAUUUAAUCCUGUCUUCCCUUUAACAUUUGAAUAGAUUUACAAUUUCCAAUAUUGA
Musca domestica (house fly) is the source of this 2384-nucleotide messenger RNA. Its product is annotated as carnitine O-acetyltransferase-like. Gene Ontology annotation, biological process: carnitine metabolic process, CoA-linked. The transcript has 7 exons. Gene Ontology annotation, cellular component: peroxisome. The record is from RefSeq and is a predicted model, not a curated record. Bases 200 to 2119 code for a protein of 639 amino acids. Gene Ontology annotation, molecular function: carnitine O-acetyltransferase activity. NCBI's taxonomy places the organism in Eukaryota, Metazoa, Arthropoda, Insecta, Diptera, Muscidae.